UAAACAAAAACAAGACGAAACAACUCAUCUAUAAAAUGUAAUGCGGAAGAUCUAGAAAAUACAAUGUCAUGCAUUUGAAUUAGUUUUCAGCUACCUUAAGACCAGUUCGCUGGUCUACUAGGAAGUAGGAUAUCACGAUACUGUAAUGUAUAUCUCAAGUACAUCGAUAUAGGUAUGACCACUUCUCGUAUGCUUUGUUAGGCAGUGUAUUUAUCGCUAUAAAACAUGACCUAUUAUUCGGCUGAAAACUUCCCCUUGAAAAACCAAUCGGUGGCUUGCGUCAACUUCCUGGUUAUUUUUAGUUGUGCCACGCAGAUAAUCACAAUCUAUUUGUACUUAGAGUGUAUCGACGCACAAUCGUUUGUUGAAAUCUGGUUAACACAACAUAUCACCUGUGAAGUACUGCUGUUUACAUUGGUGUUGCAGACGGAUGUAGGGUGACCAUCGUCUAGACGUCCAGUAGUACAUUGAAGAGACAUCACCAUGAAGACCCACUGCACGAUCCUGCACGCCGAUGACGCCAGUCAGUGGUGCACGUAUGUCAAGAAGCUGUUCGCCAAAGACAUGCGACAGAAUCUGAGCAUCGACAGCAUCAACAUCGACGAGCUGGAAUACGAAAACCCGCCACAGGUAGAGCUGGCCGUGCGCAACUCCUACCUCGUUAUCGUCCUCACAUCGCCGGACAUGACGACGUUCAUCCUCGACAAAGCAUCGUGGUUUCUGCCUCUCGUGAGCAACAUCUCUCAAGGGACAUCACUGGCGAUACUUUUGUGUUACGUCAGUGUCGAAGACUUUAAGAAUUCCAUAAAGGACACUUACGGUGUUUUAGUAGACAAGAGGUGUGACGUGAUUGCCAACGAUCCGAAGGAAAACAGGAUCAUUGUGGCGGAGUAUAUCGAUAUUAUUGACAAAAAUGAACAGCAAACGAGAAGACCAACGCCCAAAAAGAGAAAGGAACGCUUAUCUCCACAGCAGACGUCCAUCGUGAAGGAAGUAUCUCCAAACAAAGUCUACCGGGCAAAAGAACACGUCAUUGUGGCCUGUUCCACUCCGCUAGAAGGUACGCUGCAGGUGGGAUUUGUAGGAGACUCAGAAGUAUUCCACACCAAAUCUCUGAAUCCAUAUACAUUCCGAUUCAAAACUCCAAACAAACCUCCAGGUUCGUACAAACUCCAAGUAUUUCAAGAUGGAAAGGAAAUCCACCAGCAGCCAUUUUACUACAUGUCUCCACAUGAAAGCGCUUUUCAAAGUGCCAGCUAUCUGCAGCAGGUGUUCAAGGUGAAGGACACUGAAGGGUUAGACCACGCCUUGGUAGACAUCAUGGAGCGGAGUUUGUCCGAAGACGGCAGCUUGACGUUUCUGUUUCAAAAAAUACAAAACUGUGUAUUAGAAGGAACAACUAAAAGUGCAGCUGAAAUUCCAACUCUACUUCAUUUUGCUGCUGCUAAUGGUUUGUCGGAAUUCUGUGCAUUGUUGCUCGACGUUCCUGGAUCGGUUGUGGCUUUCCAGAUAGAAAAUAACUCCGGAUUAAAUCCUUCAGAGCUGGCAGAUAGCAGGGGACAUCAUGAGCUAGCGGAGUUCAUUCGAGAUUUCAUGGAAACGAAGGCCGUUUUGACGACGUGCGACAUGUACAUUAGAAUGGCACAUGGGAAUGAUGGCGAUCAAAUUGAAUCUAAUUACAUUGCUAUGGGUGGCAUCGUACAAGACGGUGGUAACAUGGAAGAACCUUACAGUACAGCGGAAGACAUCAGACUGGCCAAACACAACACUCGUCUAACUCCAGCGCGGACAGCUCCGGAAAAACCUAAGCCACAUCUACCUCCAAUUCCUUCUCGUGCGCGAACCAACUCAGCUACCACAGAGCCAGUAGUAGUACGACCGGGUCCCGAAGAAAUCGCAGGUGACACAUUAUUAAAGUCUCAACGAGCUGCUGAUUUCAUGGGCAUGUCCAAGCAAAAUGGUACUACAAAUUCUGCAGCAUUCGGGAAGUCGAAUCAAGAAGAAUUAAUUCAAAUUAUGGAGUCUGUGAAAAAGGGAGACUUCAACACAGAUGAUGCGCUUAAGCUGUUCAGUGACUGGAAAGAAAAAAAUAAGGGAGAAGAAUCAAAUUCGUUCAAGAAAAAGAAGGAAAACCUGAAACAAAUGCGUAAAAACUACUCGAAAAUCUGGCUUGCCACAGAAACAACAGCUGAUGAGGUUUACAACCGAACUGGGGGAAACCUGCUUCAGCGAAUGCUUUCAAAGAAAGGCACCAAGAAACGACAACCACGAAUAUCGGAACCGUAUCAAACCAGAUCACCAAAUUCGUUAAUAUCAAUACGCGAGUCUGAAAGAUUCAGUUCGUCCAGUAAUUCCUCGCGUGAUAGCAAUGCUAGUGGUGCUGAUGUGUUUUACAGUGACAAUGACCACAGUGAUGAUGACCCAGCAGUCGUGGUUAGAAGAUCAUCAGCUGCCAGUAGAAUGAACGAUAAGAGAAAUUCUCGCAUGAUCAUGUUCCUCGAGUCAACAGAAAACCUAGAUGGAGAAUGUCCACCCCUGCCUCCUAGAACAUACACACGACGACAGUGACUCGACAUGUUUUACUGCUAUUAUACAACGACCUCAUACCAAGUCCACUGUUAGUAAAUAACGAGCUGAUAUCAAGUUGACAUAUGUCUUAUUGUUAGUAAACAACGAGCUGAUAUCAAGGUGACAUAUGUCUUAUUGUUAGUAAACAACGAGCUCAUAUCAAGUCGACAUAUGUCUCACUGCUAUUAAAUAACGAGCUCAUAUCAAUUUGACACAUGUCUCACUUUUAGUAAAUAAUGAGGUGAUAUCAAGUCGACAUGUUUCGCUGUUAUUAAAUAAUGAUCUGAUGUCAAGUCGACAUAUAUCCCAUUGUUAGUAGGAAUGAGCUUAUAUAAACUCGACAUAACGUGUUGUUACUGACCGAGUUAAUAUCGGCACGAUUUUUGUCCUACUGUUAAUAUAAAAUGGGUGAAUAUCGACUCAACAUAGCCAACUGUGAUAGGACAGGUACAUGUAUGUUUCUACUAAAAGACAUUAACAUUUUAUAAGUUUGGCAUGAAUGGACAAUUUUUGUAUUGUUAAACGUUCAAACACCAACAGUAUUAUACAGAAAUCCACAUGUGUGUGUCCUUGUGUGGG
Molecule: messenger RNA, 3147 nt
Organism: Gigantopelta aegis
Lineage: Eukaryota; Metazoa; Mollusca; Gastropoda; Neomphalida; Peltospiridae
Exons: 14
Coding region: 484-2568 (694 amino acids)
Molecular function (GO): signaling receptor binding
Source: RefSeq, a predicted model, not a curated record